GGGACCAGGCGCCAUUUUCAGUGUUGUUGUGGUACGGUGAAGAGCUUGGAAAGAAAGUUUGAGAGAUGCCUGAGCCGGCGAAGUCUGCCCCAGCACCUAAGAAGGGCUCCAAGAAAGCCGUCACCAAGACCCAGAAGAAGGGCGACAAGAAAAGAAAGAGAGCACGGAAGGAGAGCUACUCGAUCUACGUGUACAAGGUGCUGAAGCAGGUGCACCCCGACACAGGCAUCUCAUCUAAAGCCAUGAGUAUCAUGAAUUCUUUCGUCAACGACAUCUUCGAGCGCAUCGCUGGUGAGGCGUCGCGCCUGGCGCACUACAACAAGCGUGCGACCAUCACCUCGCGGGAGAUCCAGACGGCCGUGCGGCUCCUGCUGCCCGGCGAGCUGGCCAAGCACGCCGUCUCCGAGGGCACCAAGGCGGUCACCAAGUACACCAGCUCCAAGUAAUUCGGUUUAAACUAAACCAAACGGCUCUUUUAAGAGCCACCCCAAAUUUUCUUAUAAAGAGCUGUAAUUACAAAUAAACUGAAAAA
Messenger RNA from Cygnus atratus (black swan), 532 nucleotides. Its product is annotated as histone H2B 7. Gene Ontology annotation, cellular component: nucleosome. Lineage: Eukaryota; Metazoa; Chordata; Aves; Anseriformes; Anatidae. The record is from RefSeq and is a predicted model, not a curated record. Gene Ontology annotation, molecular function: protein heterodimerization activity; DNA binding; structural constituent of chromatin. Bases 66 to 446 code for a protein of 126 amino acids. The transcript has a single exon.